Messenger RNA from Cucurbita pepo subsp. pepo (vegetable marrow), 1544 nucleotides. RefSeq lists its product as uncharacterized. Gene Ontology annotation, molecular function: ubiquitin protein ligase activity. Gene Ontology annotation, cellular component: cytoplasm. The record is from RefSeq and is a predicted model, not a curated record. Lineage: Eukaryota; Viridiplantae; Streptophyta; Magnoliopsida; Cucurbitales; Cucurbitaceae. Gene Ontology annotation, biological process: protein ubiquitination.
GUGAAGGGGAAUGGCGGACGGACCCACAGGGGCGGCCCUGCCACUAACCACAACCACUGCGCUAAAACCCAAUUUCAAAAUCGCACCCAAAUUUCCAAAAUCUCUCUUAUCUUUACCCAAUUUUUAGGGGCGGGAUCGAUUGGAACGCCAAAAUUCAGCGGUACGUCACUUCAGGUGUGGUAAAAACCAUGUCCUCCGCCUCCGCUGCCACCGCCGCCGCCGCCGAACGGCACACCUACUGGUGCCACGAGUGCGAUAUGAGCGUCACUUUGGUAUCUCCUUCUUCGUCUUCUUCGUCUUCUUCGUCUUCUUCUUCUUCUUCUUCUUCCUCUCUCCUUUGCCCUCACUGCCUCACUGACUUCCUUGAACACAUGGAUUUCACCAUACCCACUUCUUCUUCUUCAAUUUCCGACCACCCCAUUUCCUCUUCUUCCCCUCCAGAUUCCGAUCCGUCAUCCUUCGUCAUCGUCGACCCUCUUCCGACCACCUCCGAUGACAAUUACCUCCUCAGCAGCCCCCAAUUCCUCCGCCUUUUCCAGCAGCUCGCUGAUUCAUCCGACUCCGAUUUCGCACCAUCUGUACCCUUCAACCCAUUUACUCCGAUCAAAGCCUCUGUCAUGGCGAUUCCCACGAUUAAAGUCUCCUCCGCCAUGCUCGAGGAAGACCCAAUUCUAAUUUGUGCUAUUUGCAAGGAUAAGUUCCUUCUUGAGGUGGAAGCCAAACAGCUCCCCUGUUCUCAUCUCUAUCAUCCUGAUUGCAUUCUUCCAUGGCUUUCUAAUCAUGAUUCGUGCCCUCUUUGCCGCUAUAAGCUUCCUUCUGAUGAACCUUCGGAUCAUGUGAGAUGUAGAGGAGCAACUAUGGCCUUAUUGAGGGCUAGGGACCUGAUGCCUCAAGAAGAUAGUUAUGGGUUGAGGACUACUCUUGAACAUAUGGCUAGAAGGCAUAGUUCUAUUUUUAGUGAAGGAGUUCAAGUGGAUUCGUCUCAAUCUCCCACUCAGUUGGGGGUUGCUGUGAUGGGAAAUGGGGAACAGACUGACAGUGUUGAGACUGUUUCUAGUGUGGCUACUGAUGAUGGGAUUGUAAUUGUCAAUAGCAGUGGUGAUGAAAAUGGGUUUGUGGUAAUGGAUGGACCAAUAAAUGAGGAUGCUGGCACCUUAGCUUAGGAUAUUGGAGUUUCUCCUUCGAGUUUUGUUUCUGCAAAUUUGAGGUAAUGUAAUAGGAUAUGGUUUGUUAGAGGAAUCUUAGAGAGGUACCACAAGUAGGUGAUUGAUUGGAAGUGUAAAUUGCUACAGAGAAGGACUCUGCUUCUUCUUCUUCUUCUUCUUGUUCAUCUUUGGUAACAAUGUCUCUGCAUAAUAAGACUUGAACCUUAUUUACAGUGUUAUCAGCUGCCAAUGUUUCCCCAUUCUCUGUUUCAGUCAUGGUUUGAGUCAAUGAAUAUACAUCUAUAUCCAUCUCUCUUAUAAAGCUCACCACUUUGAAUACUAUUUUGAUCCUUUCGAGCUUGUUCGUGUAAUAAAUCUUAAAAUUAGUCUUCAUCUUCA